AUGUCUCACCUGCAGAUGGCGGUGUUUAACACUUUGUAUCAGAGGCAGUUCAGCAGAAGAAGAGAAGCCACAUCAGCUCCAGGAAGUCAAAGUUCAGUUCUGUUCUGUUUUUCGCAUGGCUGUUUUACAGCUUUUCUCCACAACGAGCCUGAACAUAAUCAACUAACUACUGUGCCUUCAUGCGAGGGUCGCUCUGCCCAUCAUGUCCCUGGUGGCUCCACUUGUGAGACCUUGGCGCAACCCAACACUACUACUGCCUGUAUUGAAUGUAGCAACGGCAGCGCGAGUCAAAACACAUCUGAGAGCGGUCAGAGAAAUGUCAACUCUGCCCAACUUGACCAGCAGCUGCGCCUUGAUUCUCUUAAUAAUGGAAGCCAAGAUGUACUGUUAAACAAGACUAUUGACAAUGGCAAACAAAACCUCACCCAAAAAAUCAAUAACACCUCCUCCUCCUCCUCCUCACCGUUCAACAUUUCCACUCAAGAACCAGCGAAAAGCAGCGAUCUCUCAGCAGAGCCUGAAGCGAGCACAGGGUUCACCAACUCCCCAACCGUCCAAUAUCUGAGCUCGUUGGUGGAGGUGGCGGGACAGGACUUGACCAGCCACUUGGUCGACACUGCGUCGUUAUUGGCGAUUCUGCUGUUCGGUCUGCUCUUCUUCUUCGUCAUAGUCACGUUGUUUGUGACCCAGGCCUACGAAAGUUACAGGAGGAAGGACUACACUCAAGUGGACUAUUUGAUCAAUGGGAUGUACUCGGACUCGGGCGUGUGA
This is a messenger RNA of Knipowitschia caucasica, 771 nucleotides long. NCBI's taxonomy places the organism in Eukaryota, Metazoa, Chordata, Actinopteri, Gobiiformes, Gobiidae. The record is from the annotation of a GenBank genome assembly.